Molecule: messenger RNA, 3125 nt
Organism: Anarrhichthys ocellatus (wolf-eel)
Lineage: Eukaryota; Metazoa; Chordata; Actinopteri; Perciformes; Anarhichadidae
Exons: 9
Coding region: 111-1028 (305 amino acids)
Biological process (GO): cellular response to lipopolysaccharide; cell surface receptor signaling pathway; T cell costimulation
Cellular component (GO): external side of plasma membrane
Source: RefSeq, a predicted model, not a curated record
UAUCUGAAAGUGAAAGUAAGAAGUAACUACACACUGCAUGUCCAGCCGAGAGUCAAAGAUUUGUCCCAACACUGGAGAGACGUCGCCUUGUCGAGGAGCGUGUACGGUAAAUGAACAUGGCCUCAAUGGGUAUCCUCCUUAUUUUCACUGUCAUCUCAAUCAGCAUAGGAAAUGCAAAGACAGGAUUUAUAAGUCUGGAAUGCAAGGCUGAAAAGCUGGGACAGUAUGGCCAGCAGUCGCUGCUAGAGUGUGUCAUCAACGCCCCAGACGACGACACGGAUAUCCGGGUGGUCACCUGGAAGAAAGCCUUGCGUUCCUUACUGGUCUUUGAUGAAGGGAAGUUUACAAAGAAGCAGCCAGGCUAUUCAUUUGCUGAGCCGUCCUGGAAUAACAGAAACAUGAACGUGUCCCUGCUCAUCACCAACACUGCAGUGGAGCACGAUGGACUUUACGAAUGCAUGGUGGUGACAGACAGCGGUACUGACUACAAAACCACCAGCCUUAAAGUCACAGCCAAAUACAGCGAACCAACUAUCCUCUCCAACCCUGAGGUAAUAACUCUGGAUACAGGCGGUACCCUGACGUGCGAGUCUGGUCACGGCUACCCAGAAGGCAAACUUCGCUGGUUCGAUGAGCUCAAAGGGGAGCUGACAAAGGACACUCAAAUGGAGGUGAAGGUGACCAAAAGUGGUCUGUUUCAGCUCUCCAGCAAGCUGGUUUUGGGGCAAGGAUCCAACAUCUCCCAAUGCAUCUGCAGUGUGUUCAAUGCCAGCGCAGGCAAAGAGGAAGAGACCACAUUUAAAGUACUAAACACACCAAAACCUCCAGAAUUUCAGAAGAAGUUGGAUCCAGCCACCAAAAUAGUGGCUCCCCUGGUGGUCAUCGGAUCGCUGAUCAUAGGGUUGCUGCUUGCGCUGCUUUACAGAAAACGAUCUCAACAGGCCCGAAGACACUCCACAAUACCCCUUAUGGGUAACCAUCGCAUGGUCCGCACAUCAGAUGGCGAGGAAGGUGAUGAGAAAUGCUAAAUAAACUUGCCGAUAAAGAAACUUGGCCUGAGGAGUCACUGCGAGUCACAUCACAUGUGCAAAUUUACUGGCAGCCUCCGAAAUCAACACUUCCUUUUUUGCUAAUCUCCACUCUAUCGUUGUACUUUGCCUAUUACAAACAGCUAAGUAUAUAUAACCAGGGAUAACUUGUAUUACUGUGAUUGUAAGUGCUUCAUUCAUCUAAACGUACUAAGAAAACACUUUUAAAUCAAUUUAAAUGAAGGAUCUUGACUGAUUUUAAAUCAGUGAUGGAUUUAAAACUCUGACAACCACAAUGGGAGCAAUGUGUAACAUCACCGAAAACCAACCUGAUAAUUUGGAUGGCGGUUGAUCUUGUUUCGGUUGUUGGAGGAGCUGUUUUGUUUAAUUGUGCUCACGCAUUAACUCUAGCCUUUGGCAACUUGGCAGGAGUGGCCCUCCCUCUUACUCCCUCUUGUCACGUCAUGUCAAUGUUCCUAGGAAAACUUUGAAUCAUGUUAAUAUGACGGGGCAGGGGGUUGUGUGCGUGUGCGUAUGUGUGUGUGUGUGUGUAUUCUGGGGAAAUGUAACCGAAGUUGCUAGUUUAGUAGUCUGAUUUUACAGAUUUUUAUUUUUUGCCUUUUUCACAUUCCACAACUUGACAAGUAGCCCUAGUUUUGUGAUUGUGCUAAAAGAAAGAGUUCAACUAUAUUUUUCUUACUGUGAACAAAUCCCAUGAAAAAAACAACAGUGGCAUUGACUCAAAGUAUACACUGUUAGAAAUAAAGGUGCAAAUUAGAACCUUAAAGGAUCUUCAGCGUGUCCUCAUAAAAGCACUCUUUUGGGUUGCUGGAAGAACCUUUUAUAAAGGGUCCUGAACCCUUUCAGAGGGUUCUACCUAGAACCAUAUGGGAAAAGUUCCACCUAGAACCCUCUCAGGAGCUUCUGUCUCGAACCUUUCCACCUUCUAAGGGUGCUAACAAGAACCUGCCCAGGGGGUUCUACCAAGAACCCUUUUAUAUAAUGAACCAUCUAGAACUCACCCACGGGGUUCUACAGGGAAACCUUUUAUAUUCCACGGGUUUCAUCUAGAACUCGCCCGCGGGGUUCUACAGUGAAACCUUUCACAUUCCAAAGGUUUUAUCUAGAACCCCGAAGGGCCGGGUCUGAUCUGGUGCAGAACAACCCACAACAAUCUCAGUUUUUUGGGGUGUGUGGGCUAUGGUUUUCGACAAUAAAGAACUCUUUAUUUGAAUAAAGGGUUCUUUGCAUGAAAAGGGUUCUUGUAGAAUAUCACCAGCCUUUUCCUUUUUAAGGGUCCUUGUUCAGAAGUUUCUCAUUGUUUGUUUCCUGCUUAAAGACUUAUACGAUCAACUGGCCAACUUUGAGUGCAGUGUUGCCCCUCACUGCCUGAGAAUAGUCAACCCCAGCAAAUCUCAUAUCCUUAUUCUAACCACUGAGGAAGUACACAAGAUAGAAGCUGGACGCACUUCCGCACGUCACAUGAUCUUCACUUACUUUCUAUUGGAAAAUAGUGUGUUGUGGUAGAAAGCCAAAAACACAUGUUUAUGUUCCUCUGGCUGUCUUAGAUGAAACUGUUUAUGUAACUUUUAGCAGCAGCGAGCAAUUUCAUUGCCAAAUCAACCCUUGUCUUCAGGCAGGUUUCUUGUUUCAUUCUUCUUUUCAUCUGACACCAGCUCUCAUAGAAAUGUGCGCCCAUAUACUCAUCAUCAUUUCUGAUCUGAGACCUGCUCCAUAAUGGAGCAGUGGUACUGACACCACCAAAGGCAAAGUUGAGAGUUAACAAGAGAAGCACCUUAUCAGCAGGCACAAAGUGUAUAAUUAAUCUUGGUCCCUGACACAGAGUUAAUCAUUGACUUUUUCGAUCGAGAAAAAUGCCAUUAAGCUUUUAAUUUGAAAGAUCAUUCUGGAAAUUAAAAAACACUUAACAGAAGAGCAUUGUUUUUGUUUUUUGUAUAUACUGUUUUUAUAUCUCUGUGAAAUUGUAAUGCUGUGUGUCUGUAAUGACUUUCACUACUGUGUUUUUAUGAUUAACAUUCACUGUCACAACUGAUCUGUGAUUUAUUUCAGUGUAAUUAAACACAUUUACCGUGUGAA